AUGGCCCUAGGUUACACCUCCAAUGCCAACCCUAACUGGAAUGGCUCUCAGGUCGUCGACGUCUCCGGCAAGAACAUCGUCUUUGUCAAUUUCAACUAUAGAGUCGGCUUAUGGGGGUUUCUGGCGAGCGAGCGCAUCCGGAAGGACGGAGAGUUGAAUGUGGGACUCUUGGACCAGCGACUUCUGAUGAAAUGGGUACAAACUCACAUCUCAAAGUUCGGCGGUGAUCCAAACCACGUCGUCAUCCAUGGUCUGUCAGCCGGUGCAGGUUCAGUGGCUCUCCACCUCGCUGCCUAUGGUGGAAGGGACGACAAGCUAUUCAUAGGGGCCAUGUCAGAGUCCGUCUUCUUUCCCGCUCAGCCCCGCGUGCCCGAACUCGAAUACCAGUUCAACAAGACUGUAGAGAAGGUGGGUUGUAAGGACGACAAGGACCAGAUGGGGUGCCUUCGAGGCAAAGACAUCAGAGCGAUUCAGGACGCCAAUGUCGCCUCGCCUUUCCCAGGACGAUCGGAAAAUCCGCGCUUUUACUGGACUCCUUGUAUAGACGGCGACUUGCUUCGGGACUAUCCAUACCGGCUUUACGAAAAAGGGUCUUUUAUUAAAGUGCCCGUGCUCUUCGGCACUGGAAGUAACGAGGGAUCAGUCUUUGCCGCCAACGUUGCAAGUCAGGAGGAAUUCGUCUCCUUCAUGAUGGACAACUACCCAAAGCUCACAAAGAACGAGACCGACCCCAUGUUGGAUAAGUACCCCCUCAUGACGGCUCUCCCGAAUCACAACGCCUGGUUCCCCUCAGCCAGCCAGGCCUACGGUGAGACGACCUUCAUUUGCCCGGCCAACAUCAUCAUGAACGCCUACGCGGCCGCGAACCGCUCCUCCACGAGCUGGGCCUACCGCUUCAACGUUCAGGACAAAGAAAACACGGCCUCCGGGCUCGGCGUCCCGCACGUUUUCGAGGCGCCCGCCAUCUUCGGCAUUGACGCGUGUCCGACACCAGACAGUUUCCGCACGUACAACAAGCCGAUCGUUUCGCUGAUGAUGAAGUAUUGGAUAUCGUUCAUCCGGGACCUGAAUCCAAACACGUAUAAGCUCGACGGCGCGCCGGACUGGGGCACCUGGGGGAGGAAUCAGUCACGGUAUGUGUUUGAGCUGGAAAAUAACCGCAUGGAGGACGUCGAUGACGGGCAGAAGUCACGGUGUGAUUUCUGGAAGAGCACCAUAGAAGUUAUGGAGCAAUAG
This is a messenger RNA of Colletotrichum spaethianum, 1236 nucleotides long. RefSeq names its product acetylcholinesterase. The record is from RefSeq and is a predicted model, not a curated record. The transcript has 3 exons. Gene Ontology annotation, molecular function: carboxylic ester hydrolase activity. Bases 1 to 1236 code for a protein of 411 amino acids. NCBI's taxonomy places the organism in Eukaryota, Fungi, Ascomycota, Sordariomycetes, Glomerellales, Glomerellaceae.